AUGCCUGUUGCUUCAUUGUCUGGUUCUGCAGCUGUCCAUGUUCCUUCUACCAAAGAUGAGUUAGAUGAUACUACAAAAACACCUAUGACCUUAUCUGAAUCAACCAGCACAGAUAUUAGAAAUGUCAUUGGCUUUGAGUUUAAGCCUAAUGUAAUCAGAAAAUUGCAUCCAUCUGUAAUUAGUGGAUUAUUUGAUGAUUUUCCACAUCAUUGCAGCAUUUGUGGCCUUAAGCUCAAAUUCCAAGAACAGUUUAAUAGACACUUGGAGUGGCACGACACAAGAGAAAGAGAACACAGGGGUUUAACUACAACAUCAAGAUGGUAUCUGAAGUCAACUGACUGGGUUGCUGGCCAAGCUGAAUGUUCACCUGAAAAUGAGUUUACUGAUUCUGUAGAUUCACAAGACAAGAAAACAGACGAAAGUCAAGAGGAUGCAAUGGUUCUAGCAGAUGAAAAACAAUGCUUAUGUGUGGUGUGUGGCGAGCUAUUUGAAGACGUUUACUAUCCGGAAAAUAGCGAGUGGAUGUUCAAAGGGGAUGUUUACGUGACUGGCUCUGAUAGCGAUAAUGAGAUUGGAAUCAAAGAUACGAGUUCUGGAAGGGGUCCCAUCAUUCACACAAGAUGCUUAUCAGAGAACUCGUUAUCAAGUGUCAUCAAGAUGGAACAGGAUUGA
Lathyrus sativus (Indian pea) is the source of this 672-nucleotide messenger RNA. Lineage: Eukaryota; Viridiplantae; Streptophyta; Magnoliopsida; Fabales; Fabaceae. The record is from the annotation of a GenBank genome assembly.